Molecule: messenger RNA, 476 nt
Organism: Pieris brassicae (large cabbage white)
Lineage: Eukaryota; Metazoa; Arthropoda; Insecta; Lepidoptera; Pieridae
Gene: EMRE
Product: essential MCU regulator, mitochondrial
Exons: 1
Coding region: 111-371 (86 amino acids)
Biological process (GO): mitochondrial calcium ion homeostasis; calcium import into the mitochondrion
Cellular component (GO): uniplex complex; mitochondrial inner membrane
Source: RefSeq, a predicted model, not a curated record
UAUUUUAUACUUUCAAAAUUCAAAGAUCAAGUCUUCUGCAUAAUAAAAUAAGGCAAAACUGAAUAUUUGAAUAAAUCCUGUGGGUCUGAAGAGCCCCAAAUUAUUACAAAAUGUACCUAACACGAUUUACUCGGUUAGUUGUACAAGGAAAUUACAAAAAUGGUACAUUUUUAUCAAAGAGAACGGCAACCACAACACCGAGCGGAGCUAUACUUCCAGAACCUGAGAAGACUCCAUUUGGUAUUUUAAGUGUGGUGGGCGCGGUGAUCCCUGGACUUCUUAUUGGCGCAGCUAUAAGUAAAAACAUUGCGAACUUCUUAGAAGAAAAUGAAUUAUUUGUUCCUUCCGAUGAUGACGAUGACGACGAUUAGAUGAACUGAUUUACUAUUUAGCAUCACCCUAAUUGUCUUAAUACCUUAUAUCUCUAUUAAAUGCGGGUAAAAAAAAACAUUUUUCUCAUUGUUAUGUCAUUUAUU